UAAUCUAUCUAUCAGACAUAUUUGCUAAUGGGCAAAAUUUGUCCCCUGUUGUCUUUCCUCUACUCAGGUUCUUCGCAGUGGCCCCGAACAAGUGGACAGGGUGCCUUAUCUCCAAGCUACGAAGGCACCCUCCAUACUUUGGUGGGGGGAGGUCACCCUGAAGACGGCCUCUCCAACAAUCCUGGUCUUCUCCACAACCAUGUUGCUCUCCCUGCCCAGACCAGCUCGCUUCCUGACCUCAGCAGAGGACAGUCUUCAGAUGCCUUUAGCGGCUUGACUGGGGGCCUGGGAAGGGCCAGCGUCUCAUCUGGCACCAGUGAGAUCAAGCGGGAGGACAAGGAGGAUGACGAAAACACAUCAGUGGCUGACAAUUCAGAAGAGGAGAAAAAGGAACUGAAGCCAUCUCGAACCAGAACAAGUCAAGAUGAGGAUGAGGAGGACGACCUUCUUCCCCCAGAGCAAAAAGCCGAGCGAGAGAAAGAGAGGCGGGUGGCCAAUAACGCUCGGGAGCGCCUGAGGGUCCGCGACAUCAACGAGGCCUUUAAAGAGCUUGGGCGCAUGUGCCAGCUACACCUUAACAGCGAAAAACCACAGACCAAACUGCUAAUCCUACAUCAGGCUGUGUCGGUUAUUCUGAAUCUGGAACAACAAGUUAGAGAACGCAAUCUGAACCCUAAAGCAGCUUGCUUGAAACGUCGUGAAGAGGAGAAAGUGUCUGGCGUGGUGGGUGAUCCCCAGAUGGCACUUUCGGCAUCUCAUGCAGGAUUAGGAGAUGGGCACAACCCCGUGGGACAUAUGUAAAGGUGAUUUUUUUCCCCCCUUGACCUGGAAGCAGAUGUCUGUAGGAAGAAGUGAGGACUGGAUCAUUUUCACACCCCUGCUGGGUGUCCACGCCAGAAACUGCAGUCUUGUUGAAAUACUGACAUGGCAAUGGAAAUUCAGUGUGCUCGAAGGAACUUUUAUUUCCCUCCACCAGAAAGGAAAAAGCAACAACUUUAUCCAAAACACAAAACACAAAACACCCAACAGCAAAGAUUGCCUUAACUGUAUAUUCUGGAACUCUUAAUGCAUAUCCUUCAGUGGGAGGUGGGGGGAGACUAUAAGUGGCUUGUGUUCACAAAAGGCCAGCAGAAGAAAUUGUGCCUAUGCGUUUGUUUCUUUUUUUUUCUUUUU
Messenger RNA from Thamnophis sirtalis, 1173 nucleotides. NCBI's taxonomy places the organism in Eukaryota, Metazoa, Chordata, Lepidosauria, Squamata, Natricidae. The record is from RefSeq and is a predicted model, not a curated record.